ACAAACAAUUCUUUAGAUCAAUUACCAUGUCCUACCAAUUAGUCUGUUUAGGUAAUCCAUUAUUGGAUUUACAAACCAAUGUCGACCAAGAAUACUUGAAAAAAUACGAUUUAAAAGACAAUGAUGCCAUUUUAGCUGAACCAAAGCACAUGCCAAUUUAUGAGGAACUUUUAAAGCGUGAUGACUUGAUCUUGGUUGCUGGUGGUGCUGCUCAAAACACUGCUAGAGGUGCCCAAUAUAUCUUACCUCCUCACUCUGUCGUUUACUUUGGAUCUGUUGGUAAGGAUGUCUACGCUGAAAAGUUGAAUGAAGCUAAUGCUCAGUACGGAUUAAGAACUGAAUAUCAAAUCCAAGACGAUAUUGCUACUGGUAAGUGUGCCGCUUUGAUUUACGGUGCUCACAGAAGUUUAGUUACUGAUUUAGCUGCCGCUAACCAUUUCAAGCCAACCCAUUUGGAAAAGCCAGAAAACUGGAAGUUAGUUGAAAACGCCAGCCACUUCUACAUUGGUGGUUUCCACUUGACAGUUUCUCCAGAAGCCAUCAAGAAGUUGGGUGAACAUGCUGCCGAAACCAACAAACCAUUGGCUUUAAACUUUUCUGCUCCAUUCAUUUGUCAAUUUUUCAAGGACCCAUUGGAUGCCUCUUUACCUUAUGUUGAUUACGUUAUUGCCAAUGAAUCCGAAGCUGCUGCCUAUGCUGAAUCUCACGAUUUAAAGACCACUGACAUUGUUGAAAUUGCCAAGGAAGUUGCCAAGUUACCAAAGGUCAACACUGCCAGACCAAGAACCGUUAUUUUCACUCAAGGUUUAGACCCAACCAUUACCGUCACUUAUGACCCAACCACUGAAGAUUUCGAAGUCAAGGCUUUCCCAGUUAAGAAGUUAGAUGCCGAAAAGGUUGUUGAUACCAACGGUGCUGGUGAUGCGUUUGCUGCUGGUUUCGUUGCUUCUUUAGUCGAAGGUAAGUCUUUGGUUGAAGCUGUUGAUGUUGGUCAAUGGGCUGCUAAGUUGAGUAUCCAACAAGUUGGACCAACUUUCCCAUUCCCUAAGCAAACCUACUCCAAGAACUAGAUAGUUUCACUUGAUUGACGUUCAAGUCUUUAUAUUAUAUUUUUGCAUAUUCACUUCAACAUGGGAUAUUAUAUUAUUUACUAAUUUUUAAAAACAAUACUUGAUUUAUUUCAAAUGGGCUAGUUCACUAUAGUUUAUAUAUAAAUGUAUAGAAAUUCAACAUUCUACAAAU
Molecule: messenger RNA, 1242 nt
Organism: Spathaspora passalidarum NRRL Y-27907
Lineage: Eukaryota; Fungi; Ascomycota; Pichiomycetes; Serinales; Debaryomycetaceae
Gene: ADO1
Product: adenosine kinase
Exons: 1
Coding region: 27-1070 (347 amino acids)
Biological process (GO): purine ribonucleoside salvage
Cellular component (GO): cytosol; nucleus
Molecular function (GO): adenosine kinase activity
Source: RefSeq, a predicted model, not a curated record